AUGUUGCCAUGUUCAACUGACCUGCUCAUUCUCCCUCCUGUGCCUGUUCGCCUCCCUAAUCCGGCACCCCUUGGGUUCUUCUCCCAUCCCUACUCCCUUUCCCCACCAGGGAACCCACUCCGCCUGCCUCCCCUGUGGCCCCGGCACCUCGGCACCCACUCCGCCUGCCUCCCCUGUGGCCCCAGCACCUCGGCACCCACUCCGCCUGCCUCCCCUGCGGCCCCGGCACCUCGUCUCUCCCUGGCAGCACGUGCCUCUAUUCGUGGCACCCACUCCGCCUGCCUCCCCUGCGGCCCCGGCACCUCGUCUCUCCCUGGCAGCACGUGCCUCUAUUCGGCACCCACUCCGCCUGCCUCCCCUGCGGCCCCGGCACCUCGUCCCUCCCAGGCAGCACAGCUUGCACUGUUGAUGAAUCCUCAGGUGAUGCUGGAAGAAUGGCAUAUGAGAGAACAACUGUGCCCUGCCUUUAUUCCCGUCUCCGCUCCUCCUUCCCUUCUCUGUUGCGCUCAGGUGAAUCCUCAGGUGAAUCCUCAGGUGAUGCUGGACGAGCAGCACAGAGGAUCCCACAGUCUAGGAGACCGGGUCUCCCUCUUCCCCCUCUUUCCCCUCUCGGACCCUCCAAACGCCACCGACCCCCUUGCCCAGCGCCCAGACCCUAUUCUUGCGCGGAGGGGGCUGGUGAUGGUGCUGGAAGGGGAGAGAUGCCCCUUCUCCAUGCAGGGGGGAGGGGGGGAGCAGAGCAGGUGGGGGAUGGGGGGAGAUGCGGAGAAGGGGAAGGGGAAGGGGAAGGGGAAGGGGGAAGGCGGGGAGGAGAAGUAUGGACGGCUUACGAUCACUUUCAUUUGUGACCCUAAUGCAGGUGAGGGGGGUGGGGGUGGUGGGUGUGUGAGAGUAACAGGAGGGAGAGUGGCAAUGCCACCAUGGGAGAAAAGGGAGAGAAUCAUAUGCAUCGCCUAUAGUUCUGCAAACCAGGCAUCCAACCUUCCGUUUUGCCCCACUCUUGCCUCCUCCUUCCCUCUUCUUGCAGCCCCCAAUCUCCUCUCUUCCCUCCCCCUCCCAGGCAUCGGCCACCCCUCUGUCUGGACAGAAGAAGGCAGGCGGGCAGCAUUCAACGCGUCCCUGCCCUUCCCCGCGUGGACCAAGCGAUGA
Closterium sp. Naga37s-1 is the source of this 1149-nucleotide messenger RNA. The record is from the annotation of a GenBank genome assembly. Lineage: Eukaryota; Viridiplantae; Streptophyta; Zygnematophyceae; Desmidiales; Closteriaceae.